Messenger RNA from Caenorhabditis remanei, 1914 nucleotides. RefSeq lists its product as uncharacterized. Gene Ontology annotation, molecular function: flavin adenine dinucleotide binding. Lineage: Eukaryota; Metazoa; Nematoda; Chromadorea; Rhabditida; Rhabditidae. Bases 1 to 1914 code for a protein of 637 amino acids. The record is from RefSeq and is a predicted model, not a curated record. Gene Ontology annotation, biological process: tRNA wobble uridine modification; tRNA methylation. Gene Ontology annotation, cellular component: cytosol. The transcript has 6 exons.
AUGUUGAGCAAAAGCUCUCGGUUACUACGACGAUGCUUUCAGACAGAAGUAGAUGUAAUCGUUAUUGGUGGUGGUCAUGCAGGUUGUGAAAGUGCUGCUGCUUCCGCUCGAUGUGGCUCAAAAACCAUUCUGGUGACACAAAACAAGAACACAAUCGGGGAAAUGAGUUGCAACCCGAGUUUCGGAGGAAUUGGCAAAGGACAUUUAAUACGAGAAGUUGAUGCUUUAGACGGACUUUGUGCCCGAAUCUGUGAUAAAUCCGCAAUCACUUACCAGGCUUUGAAUAGAGCGCAAGGACCAGCAGUGUUAGGACUUCGAGCACAAAUCGAUAGAAAAUUGUACAAAAAACAUAUGCAAAAUGAGAUAAAUUCAACGGAAAGGUUAGAGGUUGUCGAAGGAGAAGUGGCGGAAUUGAUUGUGAAGAACAAAAAAGUUGUUGGAGUGAAAAUGGCGAAUGAUACAAUUAUAAGCACAAAAUGCGUCGUAAUCACAACAGGAACAUUUCUGAGAGCUCAAAUUUAUCAAGGAAUGAAAGUAUGGCCAGCUGGAAGGAUAGGAGAGAAAAGUUCAGAUAAAUUAUCAGAAAGUUUCUUACAACAUGGAUUUGAACUAGGAAGACUUCGAACAGGAACACCACCUCGUCUAAUGAAAGAUUCUAUUGAUUUCUCAAAGUUCGAAAUGGUGAAACCCGAUCAGAAACCGAUUCCAUUUUCAUUUUUAACGGAAAAUAUAUGGAUAAAGUAUGAAGAUCAGCUGCCAACGUAUUUGGGACAUACAAAUGAAGAAACGUGCCGAAUUGGUCAAGAAAAUAUGCACGAGAAUUAUCAAGUUGCAUCGGAAACUACUUCCCCAAGAUACUGUCCAUCUUUCGAAUCGAAAGUUCUCCGCUUCCCAAAACUUCAACAUCGUCUGUUUCUAGAACAUGAAGGUCUCGAUUCCCCACAUAUUUAUCCACAAGGAAUGUCGAUGACGUUCAAACCAGAAGUUCAAAAAGAAAUCUUUCGAGCUAUCCCUGGACUUGAAAACGUGGAAAUCUUUCAACCUGGAUAUGGAGUGCAGUACGAUUUUGUGAAUCCAAAGCAGCUAAAGAAAACGUUAGAGACACAAAAAGUAGAAGGAAUGUUUUUGGCUGGACAAAUAAAUGGAACUACUGGAUAUGAAGAGGCUGCUGCUCAAGGAGUUGUCGCUGGAAUCAAUGCUUCUGCGAGAGCACAAAAUGAGCCAGCUAUGGAGAUUUCGAGGACUGAAGCUUAUAUUGGUGUUCUUAUCGACGAUUUGACGAGUCUGGGAACGAACGAACCAUAUCGAAUGCUAACUUCUCGCGCAGAAUUUCGACUUCAUUUGAGACCAGAUAAUGCGGAUAUUCGACUGACAGAACUCGGAAGACGUCACAAUGCAAUCAGUGACGAACGAUGGUCGAAAUUCUCGAAAACUAGAGAUGCUCUCAACGAUUUGACUGAGAAAACUGAACAAAUGAAAAUGAGUGUUGUGAAAUGGAAGCGAGUGAUUCCGAAAAUGUCAGCAACGACACGAAAUGAGGGAAAAGUAUUGUCAGCAUUCGAACUGGUUCAUCGAUAUGAUUUGGGAAAAGAAGAUCUGGAGAUGGGACUGGAAGAUGUAAAAGUAGACGAAAAUAUUCUUGAGAGGCUGAAAAUUGAAGGAAGAUAUCGGAUGGAGCAUGAGAGAAUGAAGGCGAAGAAACAAGAAAUAGAUCGGGAAUCUGCCACCGAAAUCCCGGACAAUAUCGAUUUCUCGAAAAUGCGCGGAAUGAGUUUGGAAUGCAUCGAGAAGUUGGAGAGAGCUCGUCCACGGAAUCUUGCAGCAGCUACCCGCAUAUCUGGAAUUACACCGGAAGCCAUUGUGGUGUUGAUGAGAUAUUUAAAGAGUCCUGCUGUUGUGAGAGCCACGGUGUAG